Molecule: messenger RNA, 528 nt
Organism: Triticum turgidum subsp. durum (durum wheat)
Lineage: Eukaryota; Viridiplantae; Streptophyta; Magnoliopsida; Poales; Poaceae
Source: the annotation of a GenBank genome assembly
AUGACGAGCUCCGCCUCCUCCUCCCCUUCCCGCAAGGUGCUGAGCAAGAUCGCGUGCCUCCGGCUGCAGAAGGAGCUCGGGGAGUGGCAGGCCAGCCCUCCCGGCGGCUUCACCUACAAGGUCUCCGACAACCUCCAGCGGCGAUAUGAAAAUCAUGAUGGGUGGCACGGCAACAGGUGGGUCAUCGAGGUGUCGGGGGCGGAGGGGACGCUCUACGCCAGCGAGACGUACCGGCUGCAGGUUGACUUCCCGGAGCAGUACCCCAUGGAGGCUCCACAGGUUAUAUUUAUGCAUCCGGCGCCGAUGCAUCCGCACAUUUACAGCAAUGGGCACAUCUGUCUAGAUAUAUUGUAUGACUCGUGGUCACCAGCAAUGACGGUCAGUUCCGUGUGCAUCAGCAUCUUGUCCAUGUUGUCAAGUUCACCAGCUAAGGAACGCCCAUCCGAUAACGAUCGCUACGUCAGGAACUGCCGCAACGGGAGGUCUCCGAAGGAGACGAGGUGGUGGUUUCAUGAUGACAAAGUGUGA